GGCAGAAAAAGAAUAAAAACAUUCAGAAUCUGAAGACUAGGACGAGCACAGGAUGGGGACUCCUGGUUCUGGAAGGAAAAGAACGCCUGUGAAAGACCGGUUUUCUGCAGAAGAUGAAGCUCUGAGUAACAUUGCCAGAGAGGCAGAGGCAAGACUUGCAGCAAAACGGGCUGCUCGGGCCGAAGCGAGAGAUAUUCGCAUGAGAGAACUGGAACGACAGCAGAAAGAGCACUCUCAUCACUCCUUUGAUCGGAAAUGGGGGCAGAUUCAUAAGUGGCUGGAAGACUCGGAAAGGGCCAGGUUUUCCCACCGGUCCAGUCAUCAUCGUCCUUCUCUGAAAGUUGAGGAUGCGUUGUCCCUUCGGAGUCUUGGCAGUCACAGGUAUGGUCACCUCAAGGACAGAUCAUCAAGACUUUCAUCAUUAAAUCAUUCUUACAGUCCCUCUUAUGGAACGAAGAAGAGGUCAUCUGGUUCUCAUAAGGACCCACUGAGUGGCCUCUACUUUGACCAGAGAAACUAUAGCAGUCUUAGACAUAGCAAACCCACCUCUACCUACUACACUCGGUCUUCUUCCCUGUGCAGUGACCCUCUGGCGACCUCUAAGAGUUAUAGGGCCUCCCUUCUUACAGAUUCUGGUCUGCUGAGAAGUGCCAGUCUGGCAUCAUUGUACGAUGGUGGAUUAUAUAACUCUUACGGUUCUCGAACUCCCUCUGAAUACAGUUAUUACUCAUCAAGAGCAAGUUCGGGCCGAAGCAGUCCUGCGGUCCCCCAUGUGGGUGCAGGGGCCCAAGCACUCGGGCCAUCUUCCACUGCUUUCCCAGGCCAUAGCAGAGAGCUGGAUCGGAAGUGGAGCAGCCGGGACUCAAACGGACACCCAAAUGGGAUGCUGGCACUGCAGCUUACCGAUGAUGACGCCGUGAGCAUCGUCUCUUCUGAUCGUGCCAGUCAUGGGCGAAGGGAAAGUGUGGUGUCUACGGCCGAUUAUUUCAGUCGCUCCAAUCGCAGGGGAAGUCUUGUCUCCGAGGCGGACGACGUCAGUAUCCCAGAUUUGGCCAGCUUGGAUGAAAAAUCUGACAAACAGUAUGCUGAAAACUACACAAGGCCUUCCUCUCGAAAUUCUGCCUCAGCAACAACCCCUCUGAGUGGAAACUCGUCCCGACGAGGAAGCGGGGACACCAGCAGCUUAAUAGACCCAGACACCUCAUUAAGUGAAUUACGCGAUCUCUAUGACCUUAAGGACCAGAUACAGGAUGUAGAGGGGAGAUACAUGCAAGGGCUUAAAGAACUGAAGGAGUCUCUGUCUGAAGUGGAAGAAAAAUACAAGAAAGCCAUGGUUUCCAAUGCACAGUUAGACAACGAGAAGAACAAUUUGAUCUACCAAGUAGACACCCUGAAGGAUGUUAUUGAAGAACAGGAGGAGCAGAUGGCAGAAUUUUACAGAGAAAAUGAAGAAAAAUCAAAGGAAUUAGAACGCCAGAAACACAUGUGCAGCAUACUGCAGCAUAAGAUGGAUGAACUUAAAGAAGGCCUCCGGCAAAGAGAUGAACUGAUCGAGGAGAAGCAGCGCAUGCAGCAAAAACUAGACACCAUGACAAAAGAGGUGUUUGAGCUCCAGGAGACACUUCUUUGGAAAGAUAAAAUAAUUGGGGCCCUAGAGAAACAGAAGGAACACGCUGCCUGCCUCAGGGAUGAGCGCGAUGCGCUCCGAGAGGAGCUGGCUGACCUGCGGGAGACAGUGCAGACCGGAGAGAAACAUGGCUUAGUUAUAAUUCCCGAUGGCACUCCCAAUGGUGAUGUCAAUCACGAACCAGUGGUUGGAGCCAUCACCGUUGUGUCUCAGGAAGCUGCUCAGGUCUUGGAGUCAGCAGGCGAAGGGCCACUAGAUGUAAGGCUACGAAAACUUGCUGGGGAAAAGGAGGAGCUACUGUCACAGGUUAGGAAGCUGAAGCUGCAGUUAGAGGAGGAACGGCAGAAGUGCUCCAGGAGCGACGGCUCGGCCGGAGAGCUGGCGGGACUGCAGAACGGCUCUGACCUGCAGCUGAUCGAGAUGCAGAGAGAUGCCAAUAGACAAAUUAGUGAAUACAAAUUUAAGCUUUCAAAAGCAGAACAGGAUAUAACCACCUUGGAGCAAAGUGUCAGCCGGCUCGAGGGCCAGGUGCUGAGGUACAAAGCUGCGGCUGAGAACGCUGAGAAAGUGGAGGAUGAACUCAAAGCAGAGAAGCGGAAACUGCAGCGAGAGCUGCGCACGGCGCUGGACAAGAUCGAGGAGAUGGAGAUGACCAACAGCCACCUGGCCAAGCGCCUGGAGAAGAUGAAGGCCAACAGGACAGCACUGCUGGCCCAGCAGUGAGGGGGCCGCCCCGAGGGGCUGAUGCUUUGUACGUGGACACAGACCCCUUCCAGUACUGUUCUGAGUUUUGUCAUUAAAACAGCCACCUUUGUAUUUUAUAAUUUAUGAGAAUGAAGCAGGCUUGGAUCUUCAUGAAUGAAGACUUUGGAUUUUGUUUCUAGUUUGACUUUAGACUCGGACCUGGUCCGUGCGGUUUUAUUUUGUAUUUGCAUAAUCCUAGAGUCGCGUUUCCGCAGCAUUUCCCCGCUGCCUCGUGGUGGGCACUCGGGGCCUCGGCACGGGCUCUGGAGCACGGAGCAGGAGACCUCGGGAAACACAAGUGCCUUCCCCCCAGAGCAGCCCACGGCGAUCCGUGCUCACGAGACGGCGCCCUGAAUGUCGGCGUUUCCACUGCGGAGAAGCAACGCGGCCACGGUGGGGAAUCGUUAACUCAAAUUUGUAUGUUUGGAGGAAAAAGCCUUUUUUGUAAAAUAUUUAAAUUUAUAUAAGAAAAUGACAGAAAAUGACCCGGGGGGUGUAGAGAACACUUGCUCUGUUGCACGGGGCAGGAGACGCCGAGGCCUGACCCGCGUCAGCCGUGGUCCAGACCUUGUCGUUCAUCUGCUGCUUCCUGUGGAAGGAGCCCCCAGAGAAGCCCGGGGGUAGGGAGGGGCAGGGCAGGUAGCUGGGAAAUGUGCUGGAAGAGUCUAUUAAAUACACACUUUGCCCACCAGGACUGGCUACUGACACCUUCACUUUGUUACAGGAGCCUUCGACACAGAUCAUGGUAGCCCAUCUGUCUCCCUCAAGGGCAAACACUGGAAUGCAGAACUCCUGUUAAGACCUGAGCGCAUCAGCACAGGUUCCAGUGCAGCAGGCGUGUGUCACCGAGGGUGCAAUCUGGGCUCCUCUGGCGUUCUCAGAAUCAGAGAGGCCUUACGGAAGGACUACUGCGUCUUCAGAGACAUUACCUAGGGGAAAGCCAGCCAAUGAAUGAGGGCCACCUAGAUGUGAAGCUAGAUACUCAAGUUAGCAAAAGUGAAUAAAGUCUCUAGUAACUGC
Oryctolagus cuniculus (rabbit) is the source of this 3391-nucleotide messenger RNA. NCBI's taxonomy places the organism in Eukaryota, Metazoa, Chordata, Mammalia, Lagomorpha, Leporidae. The record is from RefSeq and is a predicted model, not a curated record.